AUGCGGCUCCGGGAUGGAGGGGGUCGGGCGGCCCGCACCGCUCCUGGACAGGAUUUCGGGGGUGCUGGGGGCUCCCUCCUGUCCCCGUCCCUGUCCCCGUUCCUGCCCUCCGGGACGGACACGGUCCCACCGCUCUGCUUGCAAAGCCACCCCCUAAAUCCUCUCUGUGCCCAGCAUCCCCCUGCCCUCUCCCACCUUGCUGUCCAUCCCUGCAGGCCCCAGUGCCGUGUGUGGACGCUGCUGCUGCUGCUGGGGACGUGCCUGCUGUACUGUGCCCGUGUCACCGUGCCCAUCUGCGCCCUGGCCCUCAGCUCCGACUUCCACUGGGACAAGAAGCAGUUCGGCGUCGUGCUCAGCAGCUUCUUCUGGGGCUACUGCUUGACACAGAUUGUUGGAGGACACAUCAGUGAUCAAAUAGGAGGUGAGAAAGUCCUCCUCCUUUCAGCAUCAGCCUGGGGCUUCCUCACAGUCCUCACCCCGCUGCUCACCCACAUCACUUCAGCCCAUCUGAUAUUUAUGACCUCCUCCAGGUUCCUCAUGGGGCUGCUGCAAGGGGUGUACUUCCCCUCCCUGGCCAGCCUGCUGUCGCAGAGGGUCCGGGAGAGUGAGCGAGCCUUCACCUACAGCACAGUGGGGACUGGAUCACAGUUUGGAACGCUGCUGAUUGGUGGUGCAGGAUCUCUCCUCCUGGAUUGGUACGGCUGGGAAAGUGUUUUCUACUUCUCUGGUUUGCUCACUUUGCUCUGGGUUUAUUGCACCUGCAAAUACCUCCUGAGUGAGAAAGAACUCACCAUCCCCAUGAACUAUUUAAUGAGAGGCCUCUCCAUGCCCAAGCAGACCAAAGUUCCCUGGAAGCAGCUGUUUAGGAAGGCACCGAUCUGGGCUGUCAUCAUCGCUCAGCUCUCCACGGCCAGCACCUUCUUCACCCUCCUCUCCUGGCUGCCGACUUUCUUUAAGGAAACUUUUCCCGAGUCCAAGGGUUGGGUGUUUAAUGUAGUCCCCUGGCUGGUUGCAAUUCCGACGAGCUUGUUCAGUGGAUUUCUGUCUGAUCAUUUAGUCAGUCAAGGGUACAGAACCAUCACCAUUCGUAAGUUCAUGCAGGUCAUUGGCUCUGGUGUCUCAAGCAUUUUUGCUUUGUGCCUGGGCCAGACCUCCAGUUUCUGCAAAGCAAUAGUGUUUGCCUCAGCCUCUGUUGGACUGCAGACCUUUAACCACAGUGGCAUUUCAGUAAACGUGCAGGACCUGGCCCCCUCGUGUGCUGGCUUGCUGUUUGGGGUUGCAAAUACAGGUGGAGCCCUCCUAGGUGUCAUUUGUGUGUACCUGGCUGGAUAUCUGAUUGAGACCACUGGCUCCUGGAUUUCUGUUUUCAACCUGGUGGCUGCUGUGAACAGCAUUGGGCUCUGCACAUUCCUCCUGUUUGGAGAGGCCCAGAGGGUGGACACAGACUCUGUGUAUGUGGAUCUUUAGAGAUGAACCCAAGGAGCAGCUGAAGGACAGGAAAGUGUCACAUCUACGGAUCAUUCUUGCACAAGUGCCAAAGAACAUUUUACUUUUUUUUAGGUGUUUUAACAGGGAAAAAAAAGAUGCUGAAACCAAGUACAUAAUGGGUCUGGAUGAAACCCAUGGGAGAAUAGAAAUUUAGAGUUCAUUUUUUUGCUCAGGGCUGUAGCUGGUGGCUUGCAGAGCCAUCCAGCUCAACAUUUCCAGUGAGGAUGUGCUCUGUGGGACCAGUUUGUCCCAGUCUGUGUCUCGUGGACAAAUACCCUUGUGGCCAAAGCAGCUGACCUGGCUUCUCUCCCAAGGCUGCUGUGGUUCCAUGCCCUCCUGAGGGAGCUGAUUCUCCUUGUGGGAGUGGGGCUCCCAUGCUCUGCUGUCCUGGGACCCCCUGGCUCUGGGGCUGCUGUGCCACCAGGUGUCCUCUGAGGUGUGACAGGAACGUCCCCACGAGUACCUCUGCCCUUAACCCCAUGUGUGCCUUCGUUCUGCUGCAGGUACCAGCCAGGCUCCCAGGGCUGUGAGCUGAACCCCAGGCUUCCCUUCAGGGGAUGUGUGCCCUGGAGCCAGGGCCAUGGGGCUGGGCCAGUGCUGCUGCCACAGAGCUGGGACAGGGCUCCAAGCCAAGCCUGGCUUUGCUCAAGCACCCAAGCUCUCCCUUCUCUCCCUGGCGGCUUCACCCAGCCCUGAGCCCAGGUGCAGCUCCACCAUGAGAGCUGAGCUGAGCUCAGGUCAGGCUUAGCUGGGCUGACCUUGCAGUGCAGCAACAGCUGAGGAAUCCCUCUGGAGCUGUUCUGUCAAGUGCUGUGAAUGUAUGGGAAGAACUGGUCACACUCUGCUGUGGGUCUGCAACUCCCAAAGGCUUUCUGCAUGAUUACAUGUGUCCCCCACGUGCUCUCACAGGGCUGAGGGAGACUUUCCAAAGAGCUUGGCAUGGGCAGGUUUUGUUUCUGUGUUAAGCAUAAAUCAAAUUUCUGCAUCGGGCAUCCACAGGGAAGUGGAUCCCUGUGGUUCCCAAGAGGGAAAUACUUGGCUGUAGACACCUCUGAGCCUGAAUGUCUUAAAGUUAUUUAUAAAUAUUUUAGAAUUUAAGCACCAAAUCCUAUAUUUUAUGUACUUGAGGCCUGAUUCUGCAUGCUUGCUUUGAGUGGUACUCCCACCAAAUCCAACACUAUUUCUUGAAGGGGAGGAUCUACCAGUGUUUGGUUCUGUAGGAUCAAUUUUAAAGGAGAGUUUUAUAUUAAAGCAACUCAUUGCUUCUCUUCCAAUCCCUUGAUUGCAGCCUGAAAGGAUCCCUUGGGUUUCUCUAGUGCUUACCAGAAAACUCAGACUGAGGAGCAGGUUUCCCAAGGACCUUGCAGUGCAGGAAAGCUAUAGGUUCAGGUGAAAAAAAAACUGCCAUUAUCCUCUUCCUCACCUUUUUUUUUGGCCAAAUUUCUUCUUGUAAGACCUGUUGGAGCCAUGUUAAGUUUUUGAAUAGCCCGGUUUAUAGUGAAAAUACUGGCAGCAUUUUAAUUGCAGAGUCACCAAUGGGCAGAAUUAGAGAAGGAUGCAGCUGCCUGAUGUCUCCCCAAGAGAAUAAAGAAUCAGUGUGGCCUGACUGGGGACAGAGAGAUAAGAAAGUAUUUUCUUUUUCUCCUUCUCUGCUCUUUUUUCUCUGAAAGGCUGUUUGCUACCAUAAGUACCACUCUGUACUGGGGUGCUGCAGAGCCAGGAGCUGAGAAGGGUAAAUUGGGAAGAACACCCAGUAACAGCAAACACAAACACAGCCAGGCUUGCCAGAGAGGCCUGAGGCAGUGCAGCCAUCUCUGUCAGCUUGUCCUUUGUCCAGUCUGAACAGAUUGCUUGCAUGGCCUUUUCUAUAGAAAAAACAAACAAAACAAACCCUCAUGGGUUUUGUGGGGUUUUAGAGUAUCUUCCCUGGCCAUUCAGUGCUGCAGGUCAGGAGCACAGGGAGUCAAUGCUGGUUCUCUUUGCUGGUUGCACCAUUUAUUGUGGAGGAGUUAAUGAGUUUAAAUCACUCACAUUUGAAUCAGGCUGCUUGGCCACCCCUUGGAUCUGCCAGCUGGGAAAUUUGGAACUGAUCUUCAAAGGCAAAUGUUUGGCUGUGCCUUCUCUGCGAAUCCAGCUAACAUUCCAGUGAGCUGUCCAAGUUGUCUGUCUCUUAACUGGCUAAGAAGUUAAAUGUUUGACCUGCACUUGAGGCUUUUUUCAUCAUCAUACCUCUUCAGUGAAGUACUGAAACCGUUUUGCAUAUCUGUACUGUUAUUUGUUUAAGCCAAAGCUUGUGGUGUGCGAGUUUUUGCUAUGGAAGGACCUAAAAAGAAUA
This is a messenger RNA of Ficedula albicollis (Collared flycatcher), 3823 nucleotides long. RefSeq names its product solute carrier family 17 member 9 (gene SLC17A9). The transcript has 13 exons. Gene Ontology annotation, biological process: transmembrane transport. Gene Ontology annotation, cellular component: membrane. The record is from RefSeq and is a predicted model, not a curated record. Gene Ontology annotation, molecular function: transmembrane transporter activity. Lineage: Eukaryota; Metazoa; Chordata; Aves; Passeriformes; Muscicapidae. Bases 1 to 1467 code for a protein of 488 amino acids.